AUGGGGAGGAUGAGAUCUUUCCUACUCGCCGCGGCUCUCUCGGCAACCCUAUUCUUGCUGACGGCGGCGAAUGACCGUACUCCAGCGGUCUACGUGUUCGGUGACUCCUCGGUGGACGUUGGAAACAACAACUAUUUGCCGGGGAAUCUGGGCAAGGUCAACUUCCGACCCAACGGGAUCGACUACCCCGGUGGCAAGCCGACGGGCAGGUUCAGCAACGGUUACAACGUUGCUGACUUUUUGGGUAAUGGCUUCCCUAAUAAUUACGCUUUUGUCAUCUUUAGAUAAAAAACUUGUACCAGGAACGAAGAUUCGUUCGUAAAACUCCACCCCUUCACGUGAAUUGCCCAAAUCCGACGCCCUUUUCUUUGUAACUUUUUUAUUUAGGGUUGACCAAAUUCUUUUUUUCUCAGAUAUAUGUUAUCCAACUCAAUUUGGGGCUUUUGGGUCUAGUCCACAUUAGAUAAUGAAGAAUCGACGGUUCUUACGUGGAUCGCCAGUCAGAACUGUCGCCAACCGAAUACUUUGGGGCUUUUGGGGCUGACUGAGGCCAUCCUCCUUAUGGGCGUGAUGUGGCGUUUAAUAUUAUUUAUGAUCCAAUAUUAACGAAAUUUAAUUAAUCUGAACGGAUCCUUUCACUAUUGUUAAUUAAAUAUUUUUCUCUCAUUUUUCUAAAGUGCACCACUGUUCCCCUGCUGUAUCUCUCCCAUUUGAUUUUCCUCUUCAAAUUCCUACCGGAAAUAUGAAUAUUUAGUUAGAGCAUUCAGCAGCCAGGGACUGAGUCAUCUUUCUAUGCCUUAGCCAUGAAAGUGGGGUUAAAGAAGAGCCCACCAGCGUACCUUUCCCUCACUAGCGACGCCCAAAUGCAUGGAGUGAACUUCGCGUCUGGUGGAUCGGGCAUCCUUAACGCCACGGUGAGUCUCCAACAGCAGCCGUCUCCAUACUGACCAAAAAAUCAUUUCCUUAUAUUUCCCUUCGAGAGUAUGAAGAGCUCACACUUUGUCCCGCCCUCUGGCUGAUAAAUGAAUCAGGGCCAGAACUUCUCCGUAUCUCUGAAUAAACAAAUCGACUACUUCGAACGGAUCACUCACAGCCAAAAGACACGUCUGGGAGAUGCCGCAACUUCUCUUUUCCUAUCUCAGUCCUUGUUCGUUGUCAGCACUGGAAGUAAUGAUUUUUCCGUUUUCUUGGGUAACCUCCAACUACUGAAUGGCACCCAGAUCCAUGAGAUCAUGGGGUUCCUGACGCAACAGUUUAAAAACCAGUUGAAGGUACAAUCUCUCUCUCUCUCUCUCUCUCUAAGUCGGUCGAUCAAUCGAACGUAUAUACCCCUAUACCCCCACAUAUAUAUGAUUUUGUUUUGUUCCCUCUUUACGACGGCAGAUGUUGUAUGAGCUCGGAGCGAGGAAACUCGUCGUCUUUGGGACAUCGCAGGUCGGCUGUGCCCCGCUUCUAAGACGGACAACGCCUUCUGGCGACUGCAUAGAGGAGCUGAACGAGGUCUCACGACUAUUCAGCAACGCCGUGGAGGUUCUCCUCCAUGACCUCGCCUCCACCUCGAAAGGGCUCUCGUAUACCUUCGUAGAUUCCUACCGGGUGAUGGCCCCCGUGUUAUCCAACCCCUCAAAAUAUGGUAUGAGCUCUCCCCUUAAUCUCCAUCACCAAAUUCUUAUGGACCCCAUUGUCCGGACUCUUUAACUGAAGCCAUUGUUAACAAUGUGGUUUCUUCGAAGGGUUCUCGGAGAUCAAAUCAGCGUGCUGCGGAUCGGGGACCCUCAAUGCCGAAUCUGCAUGCACGCCAAACGCCACUUACUGUUCGAGCAGGCUAGGCCAUUUGUUCUGGGACCGAACCCACCUCACAGAAGCUGCUCAAAGGUUGAUCGCGGAGGUUGCGUACCAUGGAGGACGAGAGUUUGUCAGGCCUAUGAAUAUUCAACAGCUGUAUGAGAGUUAA
This is a messenger RNA of Spirodela intermedia, 1954 nucleotides long. The record is from the annotation of a GenBank genome assembly. Lineage: Eukaryota; Viridiplantae; Streptophyta; Magnoliopsida; Alismatales; Araceae.